Synchiropus splendidus (mandarinfish) is the source of this 6601-nucleotide messenger RNA. RefSeq names its product protein tyrosine phosphatase receptor type Ub (gene ptprub). NCBI's taxonomy places the organism in Eukaryota, Metazoa, Chordata, Actinopteri, Syngnathiformes, Callionymidae. Gene Ontology annotation, cellular component: membrane. The record is from RefSeq and is a predicted model, not a curated record. Gene Ontology annotation, biological process: protein dephosphorylation. The transcript has 32 exons. Gene Ontology annotation, molecular function: protein binding; protein tyrosine phosphatase activity. Bases 180 to 4553 code for a protein of 1457 amino acids.
UCUCUCGCCUCAACUGCUUCCUGACGUCAGUUUGCAGCUCUGCCCCGUCUCCGUCAGCGUGUGUGAAACUCCCGGAGAACUGCGGGAAUCGAUGCGCUCGGCUCGGCCCGGUCCGGACCUGCUGGACUCUGUGAAAUGACCUGCCCUGUACAUCCAAAGUGGACUAAAACAUCCUCACGAUGAACACCUGCGCCUUUCUCUUGAUUUUGACUGUUCAGAUCUACGCCGAUGGCAUCGAGGGGCCAACAGCUGCUGGAUGCACUUUCGAAGAAGAUUCCGACCCCAGUCUGUGCGACUUCACCCAAGGGGAGGACGACGACUUUGACUGGCUCCUGUUCCGGACGUAUAACUCGCCGUACGCCACUUCGGACCUCCUCCGUGGUUCCUACAUGCUGGUGAACUCCUCGCAGCACGCCACCGGUCAGUGCGCCCAGCUGCUGCUUCAGUCGCUGAGUGAGAACGACACGCACUGCGUCCAGUUCAGCUACUUCCUGUACAGUCGGGAUGGUCACAGCCCAGGAGACCUGAAGGCGUAUGUUCGCGUCAACGGCGGCCCACUGGGAGACCCGGUGUGGAACACCUCGGGGAAUCACGGGAAGCAGUGGCAUCAGGUGGAGCUGGCGGUCAGCACCUUUUGGCCCAAUGAGUACCAGGUUCUGAUAGAAGCCACGGUUUCCAAGGAGCGGCAAGGAUACAUGGCUCUGGACGACAUCAUGGUGCUCAACUAUCCCUGCUAUAAGGCGCCGCACUUUUCCCGGCUCGGCGACGAGGAGGUCAACGCCGGACAAAACGCUUCUUUCCAGUGUGUCGCCACCGGGAAGGCGUCGGAGUCUGAGUCCUUCCUGCUGGAGCGACACAAUGGGGACAUUUUAACAGCGGCGUCGGUCAAGCACCUGAGUCACCGGCGCUUCGUGGUGUCCUUCCAGCUGGACAGCGUCCAGAGAGCAGACCAGGACCUCUACCGCUGUGUGACGCAGUCUCCUAGAGGGUCAGGGGUCUCCAACUUUGCUGAGCUCGUCGUCAAAGUUCCGCCGUCCCCCAUUGCGCCUCCACAGCUGCUCCGUGCUGGUUCCACUUACCUGAUCAUCCAGCUCAACACCAACUCCAUCCUCGGAGACGGACCCAUCAUCAGGAAAGAGAUUGAGUACCGCGCCAGCCAGUCGCCCUGGUCAGAGGUGCACGGAGUCAACAUGGUCACCUAUAAGCUCUGGCACCUGGAUCCAGACACGGAGUACCACAUCAGUGUGCUGCUGACCCGGCCGGGUGAAGGGGGCACUGGCCCUCCCGGACCUCCUCUGGUGAGCAGGACCAAGUGCGCAGAGCCCAUGCGUCCGCUGCGCGGCCUCACCGCCACAGACAUCCAGCCUCGACAGCUCUCCCUGCUGUGGGAGAAUUUGGCCUUCAACCUGACGCGCUGCCACACCUACUCAGUGUCCCUGUGCUACCGAUACACCACAGCAGGAGGCGGCGGCGGCCACAACACCACGGUCCGUGAAUGCCUGGCGGUGGAGCACAACACCUCCCGCUUCACUCUGCGCGAUCUGCCGCCCUACCACGGCAUCCAUGUCCGCCUGUCACUCGCCAACCCAGAGGGGAAGAAGGAGGGCAAGGAGGUCACAUUCCAGACCGACGAAGACAUUCCCGGAGGCAUUGCCCCGGAAUCGCUCACCUUCACCCCGCUGGAUGAUAUGAUCUUCCUCAAGUGGGAGGAGCCUCUGGAGCCCAACGGCCUGAUAACUCAAUAUGAGAUCAGUUACCAAAGCAUAGAAUCGUCAGAUCCAGGCAUCAACGUCCCAGGACCCAGACGAACCGUGUCCAAGCUGAAGAACGAGACGUACCACAUGUUCUCCAACCUCCACCCAGGAACCACCUACUUGAUCUCCGUACGAGCACGAACUGCCAAAGGGUUUGGACAGACGGCGCUGACCGAGAUCACCACCAACAUCUCAGCUCCUACUUUUGAUUACGGAGACAUUCCAUCCCCGUUAAGUGAGACAGAGAGCACCAUCACCGUCCUGCUGCGCCCGGCGCAAGGCAGAGGAGCGCCGGUCAGCACCUAUCAGGUGGUGGUGGAGGAGGAGAUGGUGAAGAAAGUGAAGCGGGAGCUGGGACAGGACUGCUUCCCUCUGCCCAUGUCCCACGGCGAGGCUCUGGCCCGCGGUACGCCACACUACUACACCGCUGAGCUGCCUCCCAGCAGCCUGCCGGAGGCCAGUCCCUUCACAGUGGGCGACAACAACACUUACAACGGAUACUGGAACAGCCCUUUGGACCCGCGGAAAAGCUACCUGGUCUUCUUCCAGGCGAUGAGCAACUUCAGAGGGGAGUCCAGAAUAAACUGCAUCCGCAUCGCCCGCAAAGCGGCCUGCAAAGACCACCGCAAGGCCUUGGAGGUGUCCCAGCACUCUGAGGACAUGGGGCUGAUUCUGGGGGUGUGCGCUGGGGUUCUGGUGGUGCUCAUCCUCCUGCUGGGGAUCAUCAUCAUCAUCAUCAAGAAAGGAAGGGACUACUACUCUUACUAUCCGAAACCGGUGAACAUGAACAAGACGCCCAUCACCUACCGGCAGGAGAAGAGCCACAUGGGCUCCAUGGAGCGCAGUUUCACCGACCAGAGCACCCUGCAGGAGGAUGAGAGGAUGGCGCUGUCCUUCAUGGACGCACACACCUGCGGCACACGAGGUGACGCCCGCAGCUCGGUGAACGAGGCCAGCAGUCUCCUGGGCGGCUCCCCGAGGCACCAGUGUGGGCGCAAGGGCUCCCCCUACCACACCGGACAGCUGCACCCCGCCGUUCGAGUCGCUGACCUGCUCCAGCACAUCAACCAGAUGAAGACGGCCGAGGGCUACGGCUUCAAGCAGGAGUACGAGAGCUUCUUUGACGGCUGGGACUGCACAAAGAAGAAGGACAAGACUAAAAGCAGACACGACACCUUGCUCGGAUAUGACCGGCACCGCGUGAAGCUCCAUCCUCUGCUGGGAGACCCCAACUCCGACUACAUUAAUGCAAACUACAUUGACAUUCGGAUUAACAGGGAAGGCUACCAUCGAUCCAACCACUUCAUUGCCACUCAGGGACCCAAGCAGGAGACGCUGUAUGACUUCUGGAGGAUGGUGUGGCAAGAGAACUGCUUCAGCAUCGUCAUGAUCACUAAGCUGGUGGAGGUUGGCAGGUCAGCAAAUGAGGACUCGUCUUUGAGGGUGAAAUGUUGUAAAUACUGGCCGGAGGACAGCGAGAUGUACGGCGACAUCAAGAUCACUCUGCUGAAGACGGAGACGCUGGCCGAGUACACGGUCCGCACCUUUGCCCUGGAGAGGAGAGGAUACUCCACCAAGCACGAGGUUCGGCAGUUUCACUUCACGUCCUGGCCCGAACACGGCGUGCCCUACCACGCCACCGGACUGCUGGCGUUCAUACGAAGAGUGAAGGCGUCGACGCCACCUGAUGCCGGGCCUGUGGUGGUGCACUGCAGUGUGGGAGCGGGCCGCACCGGCUGCUACAUCGUGCUGGAUGUCAUGUUGGACAUGGCGGAGUGUGAAGGCGUGGUGGACAUCUACAACUGUGUGAAAACCCUCUGCUCACGGCGAAUCAACAUGAUCCAGACGGAGGAGCAGUACAUCUUUAUUCAUGACGCCAUUUUGGAGGCCUGUCUGUGCGGGGAAACGGCCAUCUUGGUCAACGAGUUCGCCAUCACGUACCGCGAGAUGCUGCGAGUGGAUUCUCAGAGUAAUUCGUCUCAGCUCCGAGAAGAAUUCCAGACCUUAAACUCGGUGACGCCGCACGUGGACGUGGAGGAGUGCAGCAUCGCCCUGCUGCCCAGGAACAGAGAGAAGAACCGCAGCAUGGACGUCCUGCCGCCGGACCGCGCCCUGGCCUUCCUGGUCACCACCGAAGGAGAGAGCAACAACUACAUCAACGCCGCCCUCGCCGACAGCUUCCACCGCCAAGCCGCCUUCAUCGUGACCCCUCACCCUCUGCCGGGCACCACGGCCGACUUCUGGAGGCUGGUCUUCGACUACGGCUGCACCGCCGUGGUCAUGCUCAACCAGCUCAACCAGUCCAACUCCGCCUGGCCGUGUGUCCAGUACUGGCCCGAGCCCGGCCUGCAGCAGUACGGGCCCAUGGAAGUGGAGUUCCUGUCCAUGUCAGCAGACGAAGAUGUCAUCACUCGUCUGUUCCGGGUCAAGAAUGUCACAAGGCUCCAGGAGGGCGAGCUGGUGGUCUGUCAGUUCCAGUUCCUGCGGUGGUCUGCGUAUCGCGACGUCCCCGACUCCAAGAAGGCGUUUCUCAACCUGCUGGCUCAAGUGCACAAGUGGCAACGGGAGUGUGGAGAAGGACGCACCGUGGUCCACUGCCUCAACGGCGGCGGCCGCAGCGGGACCUUUUGUGCCUGCAACAUCCUGCUGGAGAUGAUCCAGUACCAGAACAUGGUGGACAUCUUCUACGCUGUGAAAACCCUCCGUAACUGCAAACCUAACAUGGUGGAGUCCCUGGACCAGUAUCGAUUCUGUUAUGACCUCGUCCUGGAGUACUUGGACUGCUUCGAGGGCAGAUAGCAACUAAACGUGGAGUGCGGCGGAAACGCCUCCACCGUCCAGGAGCUGACUCCCAGCACCUUACCCACCGGACUAUUGAGGGGCCGAGGGAAGAGAAGAAGAAACCUAGACUUUAACCUUUAAUGUACAGCCGUGGUCUCUUGUCGGUGGUGUUUAUCUCUUUUGAUAUUUUUGUGCUUCUUCUUCUGGUCUCUGCUUGUGGACCGGAGCUUCUUGUGCUGCUUCGUCUUGUAGCCACAGAAAAAGACCAUUUUCAGUGGGACCUGUUUGGAUGCCGAGGUCACCUUGGCUGCGGUGUUUCUUGACGGCAGCAGGGUCACAGAGGGAAGAGCAGUAUUACGUACCUGUGGGAAAGCGUCCUCCUGAUUGGUCCUUACCAAACCAUGAACUGCCUUACUCUCUGCAGGCGCCAGAGAUCACUGCUCCAGUGUUGAUGUUCUUCUUUGCCAUAAUACUUGUGUUGGACGACCAUUUGUGCUCAAGGUGGACAUGUUCGGGGACCGUGUGCCACCACAGGACUGUCCCUGUCACAUGACUGUCCCGGUGCCAACCCCACGGACUGACUUGAACCCUCUUACAUCCUGAUGUCUGCCUGUCAUCUCGCGGACCGGGUCACCUGUGAGUGAGUGUGUUGAGAUCGGCGCAGGUGACCUGGCUCAUGAAAACAAGACUUGAAUCUGGGAUUUGAGAAAGUCAGUGAUCCGUCUGGCUUCGUCCACACGAGUGGGGUGAACGACUGAAAUGAAGUGGCCCAGCUUCCCUGAGUCCUGGUUCUCAUGUCCAGGUCGGAGGUGAGAGACAGUGCAGCGUCUUCAGUUCGGAAGACUCUGUAUCUGUGGUGAAGAAAGAGCUGAGCCAGGAGACAAAGCUCUCUUCUGACCGGUUGAUUCCUCCUCCCACCUCUGGACAUGAGUUUACCAUCCCGGCCAAAACACGUGACUUUUCUCCAACGAUACUUGGGAGAGACUCAAAGUAGAGCCCUUUACCUGGGAGGAUUCCCAGGGGCAACCCCAGGUCUUUGUCUGGUCGACCUGCCCUGACACAACACGGACGCUUUCUGAACUUCAGACCCAGUAUUGGAGCCAUUUGAUGAAAAAACGUCCUGUCAUUUCAAGUGUUCCAAGUGGAAUCAUAUUUCGAGGCCUUUUAGCUACAGCUUUUAAUUUGUCCAUCAGGAAACCCGGGCCUUUUGAGCUCAUUACAUCACGAGCAAUGCUAGCCGUUAGCAUCUGAAGGUACUUGGCAACAGAUGCAGCCAUGUUUACUGUACACCGUAUCGUUCGAGCCAACAUGGGUGACAAGCCUACAUCAUGAACUUGAGUGUGUUAGCAUCAACAGUUAGCAUUAGCAUCUGAGGUUUUCACUGGGUGGUUUGACCAAACCAGAGCGAACAGAAGUGUUUCAACUGACUUGCCUUUAAAGGGCUCUUGUGCUACCAAUGCCAUCGUGCACUGCGACAACUGAAGCUCAUAAAAGACCAAGGUUCAAGCUUUUUUGACUUUUUGUGUGAUAGCGCCACCUAGAAACUUUAUAUCUGAUCAGUAAAGCUUUACUUUUACGUUUCCAUCAAAGGUUCAGUUGUGUGUAUCGACCCGCGAGCUCGGCAGAAGAAGCCGUGGUAGAUUCCCAAACCGACUUUUGUGAGUGCAGGAUGAUGAACAGCGGAGGGAAGGGAAAGUGCCUGGACACUUGGCGGGUGGCAGAAGGUGUAUAUAGCGGUGUACAUUCUGACAUGUGAAUACUCUGUGAAUAUUACUCUCUGUGUUUGCCCUGAGUGACGCCGUAACUUACCCACACAGCUGAAUGUGAUGUACAUGACCGUUUUCUUGCUAACAAGAGUGUGAAGUGAAUAUUCAAGCUUCCGCCCAUCGUCUGCUCUGCGUUCCAUUCCCAGCGGUUGGGCCGCGGCGCCGCGUGACAGCUAGCCGUCGUUCGCCGAUGGACUACUGUGAUUUUGACCAUUGUGUUUGUGGGGCAAAGUGUGUAUUUAAUGAAGGAGGCGGGUGUAUUUGGGGCUGUUCUGGAUGAUCAACAAUAAAAAGGGGGCA